Molecule: messenger RNA, 2041 nt
Organism: Prorocentrum cordatum
Lineage: Eukaryota; Dinophyceae; Prorocentrales; Prorocentraceae
Source: the annotation of a GenBank genome assembly
CCCCGGGGGUCUCGGGGCCAGGCUUCUCGUGGCAGGUCUCCGUGGCCGGGCUCCCACUGUCUAGUGUUCUCGACUCGCUUGUCGGGGCCCUCGCGGGGGUCACGGAGGGAACCCAAGGGCGCCCUCGAGGGCGCGAGGUCAUUCGCGCUUCGCGGUCCUCGCGGUCCCCGUUCCUCCUCCCCCUCCUCCUCGUCCUCCUUUUCUCCCCUCUGGGGGGGGGCGGCGCGAGAGCGCGAAGGUGCUCGCGCUCCCGCGCAGCGCGAAGCGCGACGUUGGGAGCCCUCGUGGAGCCACUGCGGAGCCUGACGAGACCCUCCCGGGCCGUCCGCGGCGCCCUGAGGGCCGCACUUCGGGCGCCGCCGUGGAGGCCCUCCUGGAGGCACCGUCGCCCGCCGCGGGCCGCCGGGCCGGGCGUCGGGGCGAGCGCGCCCCAAAGCCUGCAGAGGCAAGGGCUCCCACGAGGGCGCGAGGUCAUUCGCGCUUCGUGGUCCUCGCGGUCCCCGUUCCUCCUCCCCGUCCUCCUCGGCCUCCUUUUCUCCCCUCUGGGGGGGGCGGCGCGAGAGCGCGAAGUGAUUCGCGCUUCGCGGACGAGCGUGCCCCAGAGCCUGCAGAUGUUUCGAGGCGUCGCCGAAGGCAUGGACCAUCGCCGCCCCUGGAUUUCUGAUGAGGAGGAGCAGGAGCAGGAGCAGGAACAGGAGCAGGAGCGGGAACCUUCUCUGCGUGCCGUCGGCAGUUGGGCUGGGUGCCAGGGCGAGCCCCCCCCCGCGCUUUUCCCGCAGCGGGAGCUGCAGGAGGACGGCGGCCGGGGGCGCGGAGCGGACCUGGCCACCCAGAUGCCGUGUCCUCCGGAGGCGCCGACGGCCUGUGCAUGAAGUACGGCGGUUCUGACUCCGGCGAGGCGGGCGAGAACAUUGCUCCCCAAGGCUUCUCCGUGUGCUUCGACUCCUACAAGAGUGGUGACGCCCCUGGAGACCACGUCCACGGCGACGACCACGGCGUGGUGAUGGGCUGGAACGGAGGGUCCAUCUUUCAGCAGAUCGGCUCGGGCCACUGGGCGGACGACAGCGUUCUUUUCUUCGAGGAUUCUACCUGGCACGAUGUCGUUGUGGAGGUCACGCCCAGCGGCAGCGGCGCGAGUGUGAUACUGAAUUUUGACGAAGGAUCCUACUACAGAACUGCCACGAUUGGUAGUUACUCAUCACCCGUUGGCAGUCAGCAGAUAGCCUUUACUGCAAGAACAGGUGCUUCUACCAAUUGGCACUAUGUCACGAAUAUCCAGGCGUGCACAGCCGCGACGCCCAGCCCGACGCCCUACCCUACGCCCUUCCCGACGCCCUACCCGACGUCAUACCCGACGGCCUACCCGACGGCCUACCCGACGGCCUUCCCGACGCCCAGCCCGACGCCCAGCCCGACGUAUCCUCCGACGCCAGCUCCGACGUCCCAGCACCCCUGGAUGCUGUUUGCAAACGUCAACCCUUGCGAUGGUGCGAACAUGGGGUACGCUGGGCCCUGGGCCAGCAGUACUGGAAGCGCUGCCACAGCCCUUACAAACGAUUUCGUCGACAGCACUGUGGGGACCACCCCAGUGAAGUACAUCACGAUCGCUCGACACUCGAACGGUGCAUGCGAGAUGUCCAAGACGUGGGAGCUCACCGAGUUCUUCCCGAUGCAGGAUUACUUCAACGACCUGAACCCAGGGAGGAUAUAUGCGACGGGAGAUGGCAGCGCCUCGGACACCCACGUCGGGUCGGACAUGCCAUCUUCUUUCGAUGGGGACAGCGUCCCGGGAGACCCAAUCUUUAGCGCCAACGGUGGGCUGGUCUUCAACUGGUGGUACUCGAACAACGGAGCUCGGAUUGCAGUCACUGGUGGCUACAAGGUCCCGUACACUCUGCCGUCCACGGGGGAGAACAACGACGACCUCCACGGCCUGGGCAACGAGCUCGGUGCGAACACCCAGGCAGGAGAGGGGAGCUCCACGUGGUGGCACGAUGCUGCCAAGAUCAUGGGAGACUGCCACGGCACCUCCUGCCAGGUG